This is a messenger RNA of Olea europaea var. sylvestris, 2248 nucleotides long. RefSeq names its product probable catabolite repression protein creC. The record is from RefSeq and is a predicted model, not a curated record. The transcript has 7 exons. Gene Ontology annotation, molecular function: protein binding. Lineage: Eukaryota; Viridiplantae; Streptophyta; Magnoliopsida; Lamiales; Oleaceae. The coding region runs from base 790 to 1809 and encodes 339 amino acids.
CUAUUUUCUGUUUCCACUGUCCUUAUUGCUUAGAAGUUGUGGGCAGCAUGGAUGUGAUUGAGGAGUUAUAGGUGUCAACACUUACCAAAGUUCCAACAUUUAUGCACUUAUAUUUAUGUCCUAAGUUCAUGGAAUCGGUUAUGGUUAUUGAACUGAACAUUAAGUGGUCUGGGUUGGCUAACUCAAAAUUCAGGCACAAAUGUUUACCCAAGUCCAGCCUAGAUAUCUCAUCUCAAGCAAUACCGAGACCAAAAUAGGGAAGAAAUUUUCAACAUUUCUAUAGACACUUUAAACAGAUCUACUUCCUCUCGUUGCUGUUUAUCAAUGGAUGGUAUUAGGUUGGUUUGCUGGCUUUCAUUAGGACCCCUUCAGUGCCUCAGAAUUGGCAUUAGCAGUCAGAAACUUUGUGGCUUUUUCACUUGCAUUGUUCAAUUACUCAGCUGUGACCUUGCUGAAGUGUGCUCUAAGUGUCCAACGUGAUGUCUUAAGCUGUAAACUUCAAAUAGCUGACAGACAGCAGAAAUGCCAAUCAUAUGCGGUGAAGUGCACAACAUCAUCAAUUAGUUUAUUGUGCAUCUUCUGUUGGGAAGCUACUAUGUACCUAUUUGUAUAGUUAUGCUCAUGGAAUUUUUAUAAAUGAUUUCUUGUGGACGAUAAGUUUUUUGAACUCUGGGGUGAAGGAUCGCUAUCUUGUUCUAUUUACCAAGUUUAAAUAUCAACUGUGCAUAAGAGGUGUAUAUUUUGUUAUGAAAUUUAAGGACAUGUACCUGAUUUUAGCCAUUCUUUACUAUGGAAUAUAUUGAGAUUUCUCUGGUGAAGUCAAUUGUUUCUUAUCUGACUGCAUAUUAUGGAUCUCUCAACAGCCGCUGUACUUGUAUUGCAUGGGUUCCUAAUGGUGAUGGGACUUUUAUAGUGGGCCAUGCAGAUGGAAAUAUGUAUGCAUAUGAAAAGAGCAAAGAUGGUGCUGGAGAUCCUUCGUUCCCUGUUAUCAAGGAUCAAACUCAAUUUUCAGUAACACACGCUCGCUACAGUAAGAAUCCAGUUGCUAGAUGGCAUAUUUGCCAAGGUUCAAUAAAUAGCGUCUCCUUUUCAACUGAUGGGGUCUACAUGGCAACCGUAGGAAGGGAUGGUUAUCUACGAGUGUUUGACUACAAAAAUGAACAACUAAUAUGUGGUGGAAAGAGCUAUUAUGGUGCUUUAUUAUGUUGUGCAUGGAGCAUGGAUGGAAAAUACAUUCUGACCGGAGGUGAGGAUGACUUAGUUCAAGUUUGGAGCAUGGAAGAUCGAAAGGUUGUUGCGUGGGGUGAGGGACAUAACUCGUGGGUUAGUGGAGUGGCAUUUGAUUCAUAUUGGUCAGCGCCAAAUUCAGAUGGCACUGGGGAAAGUGUCGUGUAUCGAUUUGGUUCUGUUGGUCAGGACACUCGAUUGCUUUUAUGGGAUCUGGAAAUGGAUGAGCUUGUAGUUCCAGCGCGUCGUCCUUUUGUUGGAUCUCCCACUCUCAGUACCGGGAGCCAAUCGUAUCAUUGGGAAAGUGCUUGCCCCCCUGGUACCUUACGACCCGCUCCAAGCAUGCGAGAUGUUCCAAAGCUUUCUCCACUGGUCACUCAUCGAAUUCAUACAGAACCUCUUACUGGUUUGAUAUUCACUCAAGAGUCCAUUCUUACAAUAUCCCGAGAGGGACACAUAAAGAUUUGGAUGAGACCCGAUUUUGCAGAAAGUCAGUUGAGCAAUUCUGAUUCUCUGUUGAGUACAAGCUUGAAGGAAAAACCAUCGAUAUCAGGAAAAGUUAUCAGUUCUAGUUACAAAUGACAACUGAACAACCACAAAUGACAGUGAAAGCACGAUUGAUGUUGUCGUUGCCAUUUACCUAGCAUAUGAUGUUGACUCAUAUGCGGUGAGACUAACAGACGGUUGUAUAGCCAGGGUUGACAAUGCGAUUGGAGGUACCAUGAGAAUUGAGAUUGAGAAAGUAAGCACAACCAUUUUGUAAGUAUACGAGAAUUUUCGUAGAAAUGAACAAAAUAAUUGAAGUUGUGCAUUAAAAUUUAUUUAUUUUUGUUUCUUCUGCCUCCUGGGAAUAUCGAUUACAUAGCCAAUUUUGCUGGAGUAAGAGCUUAUUAGCAAUUAUUUUGUAUCCAUCUACUACUCUUGACUUGCUAAACCUCUUUUCUUCUGAAGUUGCAAGGCAAACAUACAGAAUGCAUUUUCAUUUGAAGAUACCGGCCUCCACAACCAGGAUUCAUUAUCA